Pecten maximus is the source of this 678-nucleotide messenger RNA. RefSeq names its product histidine-rich glycoprotein-like. Lineage: Eukaryota; Metazoa; Mollusca; Bivalvia; Pectinida; Pectinidae. The transcript has a single exon. The record is from RefSeq and is a predicted model, not a curated record. The coding region runs from base 1 to 678 and encodes 225 amino acids.
AUGACACAGAGGCACCACGCACCACCAACAUGCCACAGAGGGACCACGCAGCACAAACAUGUCACAGAGGCACCACGCACCACCAACAUGUCACAGAAGAACCACGCACCACCAAACUGUCACAGAGGCACCACGUACCACGAACAUUUCACAGAGGCACCACGCACCACCAACAUGUCACAGAGGGACCACGCACCACCAACAUGUCACAGAGGCACCACGCACCACCAACAUGUCACAGAGGGACCACGCACCACCAACAUGCCACAGAGGGACCACGCACAACCUACAUGUCACAGAGGAACCACGCAUCACCAACAUGACAUACAGGGACCACGCACCACCAACAUGUCACAGAGGGACCACGCACCACCAACCUGUCACAGAGGAAUCAUGCACCACCAAUAUGUCACAGAGGGACCAUGCACCACCAACCUGUCACAGAGGAACCACGCACCACCAACAUGUCACAGAGGGACCACGCACCACCAACAUGCCACAGAGGGACCACGCACAACCUACAUGCCACAGAGGGACCACGCACCACCAACAUGUCACAGAGGGACCACGCACCACCAACAUGUUACAGAGGGACCACGCACCACCAACAUGUUACAGAGGGACCACGCACCACCUACAUGUCACAGAGGAACCACGCACCACCAACAUGUCACAUAG